Asparagus officinalis (garden asparagus) is the source of this 383-nucleotide messenger RNA. RefSeq lists its product as uncharacterized. Bases 36 to 383 code for a protein of 115 amino acids. The transcript is spliced from 3 exons. The record is from RefSeq and is a predicted model, not a curated record. NCBI's taxonomy places the organism in Eukaryota, Viridiplantae, Streptophyta, Magnoliopsida, Asparagales, Asparagaceae.
GAAUGAUUUGAUGCCUGUUGUAGUUCUUUGCCUUGAUGAUGGGGAAGAGGAUGCCAAAAAAGCUUCUCCAAGAAAUGUUUGAAGUGUGUGGCGGCCAAAUGUGGGAAACGAUGUCCAAAGUGCAGGCAACUGAACAGGAAGCUCUGGAAAACACAUAUUCUGAGGUUGUUGCACAGAGCCAAGAGCCCCUGACUAGAGAGCAGAAUUAUAAUGUGAGCCAUUUAGUUUGUGGACUUCCCAAAAAGGGGAGGACCAGGUGGAUGGGAGUUGGAGCUCAGAGGGUGUCUACACAAUUCCAGUCUCUGCCAAUUUCAACACCAUCGACUAUGUCCUCGGGGCCCUCUUACAUGCCGCAGGAGGAUUGCACUCAGCAGGCGAUGUAG